This is a messenger RNA of Periophthalmus magnuspinnatus, 951 nucleotides long. It is a transcript of the gene sfrp2, whose product is annotated as secreted frizzled-related protein 2. The record is from RefSeq and is a predicted model, not a curated record. Lineage: Eukaryota; Metazoa; Chordata; Actinopteri; Gobiiformes; Gobiidae. Gene Ontology annotation, biological process: negative regulation of canonical Wnt signaling pathway; canonical Wnt signaling pathway; non-canonical Wnt signaling pathway. Bases 10 to 894 code for a protein of 294 amino acids. The transcript is spliced from 4 exons. Gene Ontology annotation, molecular function: Wnt-protein binding.
CCAGUCACCAUGGAUUUGCAGGCCAGUGUGGCUCUCUUCCUGCUCCUCACCUUACCUUAUACUCAAGGUCUCCACGGCUUAUACAGCUUUGGACAGCAUGACCUGUUCUACAAAAAGAACCACUGCAAACCAAUCCCGACAAACCUGCUCCUGUGUCACGACAUCGAAUACACCGAGAUGCGUCUCCCGAACCUGCUCGGACACGAGACUAUGAACGAGGUGCUGCAGCAGGCUUCUUCCUGGAUCCCGUUGGUCCAAAAGCAAUGCCACCCGGACACCAGAAAGUUCCUGUGCUCCCUGUUUGCUCCUGUGUGUUUGGACGAUCUAGAUGAGCCGAUUCAACCGUGCCGGUCCCUGUGCGAGAGCGUGAGGAACGGCUGCGCGCCCAUCAUGUCUGCCUUCGGGUUCCCUUGGCCCAAGAUGCUGCAGUGUGAACACUUCCCGCUAGAUAACGAUUUGUGUAUCCCACAGGCCAGCGCAGGGACGGCUGUGCCGGUCACAAAAGCAGUUCCCAGAGUCUGCGACGCCUGCAAAGAAACUGAUGAAAACGACAACGAGAUCAUAGACAACCUGUGUAAGAACGACUUUGCUCUCAAGAUCAAAGUGAAGGAAAUCGCCUACAUCAACGGCGACACCAAGAUAGUCCCGGAGACCAAGAGUCGGACAAUCUACAAGCUGAACGGCGUGACAGAGCGGGACCUGCGAAGGACGGUGCUCUGGCUGCGUGACGGGCUCCAGUGCAUCUGUGAGGAAAUGAACGACAUCAAUGCAGCAUAUCUGGUCAUGGGUCAGAAGAUGGACGGCGAUCUGGUCAUUACGUCACUCAAACGCUGGCAGAAAGGUCAGCGCGAGUUCAAGAGGAUCUCACGCAGCAUUCGCAAACUGCAGUGCUAGAGCCAGACAAAGGUCAGGUAUAAGCUCCGCCCACAGAAGAGAACGGCCAAUGGGAAA